AUUAUUGAUCUGUAAUGUCUUGCUUUUUUUAUUUACCCUGAGCCGUGAACAUGAUCAUGAACCCUUUCCUUUCUCUCUUCCCCCUUGUACUCACUCACACUCCGUAAAGGAAACAAAACACUUUCUCUCUCUCUCUCUCAAUCAAUCAAAUUAUCCUUCUCUUUUCGCAUCUCUCGUUUCAUGAAUCCCAUUUCUACUUUCUACUUUCGUUAAGUCUCAAUCAAUCAAUAAUCUAAAGAAUAAGAUUAUUUUCCUAUUUUACGAAAUACCCCGAUUCACAUUCACAUACGGAGUACAUUCACAUACGAAGUACACUCACACACACUCAGUACACUCACACACACUCACACACACUCACACUCACACUCACACUCACACACUUCCAUUAACACUCUCCCUCAAACUCAUACCAAAAAUCAAAGUUUGAGACCAUUCAUCUAUUUGUGACAAAUUCACUCACUCACUUCCUUCACCAAGUCGUCAUCCGAUCGAUCACUAACAAACCUUCGGAUACGAACAAAACAAAUACAUUGCACUGAAACUGAACACACGACUUUCCCUUCUCGAUCUUUUCAAGCAAAGGUCUUUCGUUUUCUAUUGCCUGGGAAUAACGAUCGAUUAUCUUUAACUAUGUAUUCCCGGUCAUUAAAGUUAUUGUCAAUAUUGGCAAUAAUACUCGCCAUCACUCAAGCCAGUUGGAUUGAUCGUGGUAUCUUUAUUAGACAAACAGAUGUGAUUUCUGCUGCCUUGGGUACAGCGGCAGCUGGAGCAGGAGGAAGUAGUGCUGCCACAACUACUGCAGGGAGCGCCGCAGAUUCAGAUACUACAACCGCUGCAGCAGCAGCAACAACAUCAAAAUCUACGACAUCAACGACGUCAGCACCAACUAGCAAAGAGACUCAAGCUACUCCUACAUCAACCACCCCGACUCCAACUUCAACCACACCCUUAGCACCUACAACCUCAUCAACGAAGACUUCAGCAUCAACUCCAGUAAUCGUUCCUGAGUCAUCAUCAUCAUCAUCUACAACCACAGCAGAUCAAACAACUGCUGCUGAAACUACCAAAGAUGAUCAAACAACUAAAACGACUGCUACCCAAACAUCUAGCAGCAGUACCAAAACCACCAAGACUAGCAAAACUACUACGUCCGAAACAACAACCUCUCAAUCAACCUCCUAUUCUCGCAUCACCGUCACACCCCCAGCCACCCCCGUCGUCGUAACCGUCGUCACAACCGCAAGCGGAAGUACAUUCACCUCACAAUACACCACAUCCUCCACCCCCUCCGCCUACGCCACCACAACCGCCAUUCUCACACCCGUCUCAUCAUCAUCCUCCCAAUCUAUGUCCACUAAGACACGCAACACAAUUAUAGGAGUAGUAGUAGGAAUCGGAGGAGCAAUCCUCCUCGGAGGUUUAUUCAUCGUAGCGUGGAGAGUCUGGGGUCGAACUAAGAAGGAAGAUGAGAAUGAUGGCUUGAUGGGUGGUUAUGAUCCGGUUUCCGCGGGUCAUGAAAUUAAGAAUGAGGGUGGUGCUGUGCCGAAUCCGUUUCAGACGACCUUGGAGAAUUAUCAUCAGCCGGGUAGGGGGAAUGUUUCGGCGAAUUUUUAGGAUAGAUGGAGGGGAGAAGGGGAGAAAGGAGGGAAGGGAGGGUUAUUUUGGUAGUGGGAGAGGGGUGGGCUUGGGGGGAGGGGUUUUGUAUACACACACAUACAUAUAUAUCAGAUGAAUAGGAUUAGUAUAUUGCGUUUUACAUUGUAUCGUAUAAUGACAGGAAAUAGUGAUAGGAGAUGAUUAUAUAGACACUGAAGGAAUUAAUUAUAUUUAAAAGUCAAUAGGUUAAUAUAUAAAAUAAAAUAAAAAAGAGUUUUAAUUUUUAUUCUUUUAUUUCUUUUUUAAAU
Molecule: messenger RNA, 1904 nt
Organism: Sclerotinia trifoliorum
Lineage: Eukaryota; Fungi; Ascomycota; Leotiomycetes; Helotiales; Sclerotiniaceae
Source: the annotation of a GenBank genome assembly